This is a messenger RNA of Aspergillus novofumigatus IBT 16806, 492 nucleotides long. RefSeq lists its product as uncharacterized. The coding region runs from base 1 to 492 and encodes 163 amino acids. The transcript has 3 exons. The record is from RefSeq and is a predicted model, not a curated record. Lineage: Eukaryota; Fungi; Ascomycota; Eurotiomycetes; Eurotiales; Aspergillaceae.
AUGCGGGAAGUGUCCCAGAAUGAAGACGCACAACGACGAAUUCGACGACUGAUCCAAAGCCAGCACGACCACGAGAGGCAGUGGUGGCAAGGACGAGAAGCUUUACUCAAGAAGCAGAAGGCUCGUGUAGAGAAGAAAAAGGAGCUAGAUGCAGUUUUGCGCUCUGUUGGGGCACCGGUCGAUGAUACAAAACAAGUCUCAACAGCCGAAGAAGAUCAAGCAGAGUUGAAAAACUACAAUGCGAAGGUCUACAGAGCUUCCAAACAGAUGGCGGAAGCGAUGACAUUCGAGCUUCGACGUCUGGGUAUUCCUUUCUUCACCAUCAAGGAAAGCCUGAUUUCUGACGCCCCGAAAGUUCCCCAACAUGGAAUUUCCAGACGCCCUCAAUCCACUGAGUCGGCCAGUCAACAUCAGGGCCUGCUCUCGAGGGACGAAUUGUCCGUGCUCCAGCGUCGAAUGCUGGAGUUGCUGCAAGAUCUCUGCAAGGAAUGA